UUACCCAGAGCCCCACGCGAGCUUGGUUGCGUGCUUCGAAGGAAAAAAUCGACGAUAUUUCAUAUUUGUUUUCCUCUGUAAAAUGUCUUCUAAAAAGAAAGAUUUAGACUCGAAAAAGAAGCGCAAAAGGGUUGUUGUUGAAUCAGAAAGCGAUGAUGACGACAGCGACGAAGACCUUGAAGAGGAGUUGCUUUCGCUUGCAAAGCGAGCUCGUACGCAGCAACAAGAACCAACUCCACAAGCUGCCAAACAAAACCCAGAAUCCGACAGUGACAGUGAAUCCUCCGAGGGCAGCGAUGAUGAGUGGACAAUCGAUGACAGACCCAACAAGGGCAAGGUGAAGAAGAAUGGAACGAAGAAACCACCGAAAAAGCCAGCAUCAGAAUCUGGUGAAACUGAUGAUUCGAGUUCUGAGUCAUCUGAUGAUUCUGAUUCCGGUUCGUCAUCAGUAUCUCAAGAAAAUGAGAAGUUUGAUGAUGGUUUGGAUGAGUUUUGCAUUGGAGAUCAAGCCGACCGAGAGAGGUUGGAUAAAAUGACAGAAAAAGAACGCGAAACAGAGAUUUUCAAUCGUCUUGAACGACGAGAGGCAAUGAAAACCCGUCAAGAAAUUAAACAGAAACUGAAACUCGCCAAAAAGAAAGAGAAGAAGAAAAGAGAAAAGGAAAAGGCUGUUAGUGAGAAGGAUGGAACUGGAGGAAUUGCCUUUAGUCGAAGUGGACGUAAGAAGGUGGUGGAAGAGAAGAAAGUUAAAGCUUUUAAUGAACUGAAACAAAGAAGACAUGAAAAGAAAGAAAAGGCAUUAUUAGAGCAGAAAGAACCAUGGAAAACUAAUGAGGUUUAUAGUUCUGAUGAUGAUGCGGAAGAAGAACAGGAGGAACAAACUGAACAAGUUGCAUCAUCUGAGGAAGAGAGUGAAGAUGAGGUGAUGGAAGAAACUGAAGAAAAGGUCAGCAGUGUCGAGGAUGUGGAGAAAGUUAGAUUGUCUCGGCAUAAAAUGGAAAAAUGGGUUCAUAUGCCUUACUUUGAAGAGCUUGUGAAAGGUUGUUUUGUCAGAAUUGGUAUUGGGCAGAAUGAAGGCCGAUCAAUUUAUAGGGUAGCUCAGAUUAUGGGAGUUGUGGAAACAGCCAAAGUUUACAAUUUAGGUGGCACAAGAACUAAUAAAGGUCUAAAACUCAAACAUGGACAACAGGAGAGGGUAUUCAGAUUAGAGUUUGUGUCUAACCAAGCCUUCACUGAUAGUGAAUUUGGACGUUGGUUGUCAGAGAUGCAUUCCAAUGACAUUCCUGUCCCCACAAUGGAGGAAGUUGACAAUAAACUUCUAGAAUUACAAAACAGCAAGAACUAUAGUUACCAAGACAAUGAUGUAGAUAAGAUAGUUGCAGAGAAAACAAAGUUUAGAAAAACCCCAUUCAACUAUGCUAUGAAAAAGAAUCAGCUUCUCAGAUCAAAGGAAAUAGCUGAACAGCAAGGUAAUCUGGAUGAAUCUCAGACACUUCAGUCAGAACUGGAUGAACUUGAAGAAAGAGCACAAGAGUUAGAUAAACAGAGAAGUAGAGGACUUAGUGCAAUUAGUUACAUCAACGAGAGGAACCGCAAGAAGAACAUUGUGGAAGCGGAAAAGGCCAUUGUCGCAGAGGCAAAGAUUGAAGAGAAGAAAGAUGAUCCUUUCACAAGAAGGAAGACCCUGCCCCAACUUGUUGCAAAGAUCAACAAAGGUCCAGAAUUCACACCCGAGCAAAUACGAAGAUUACAAGAAGAAGCUGCUGCUGAUAAUAUUCAAGUCAAUAUACCUGGGAUGAGUCAAACGCCAAUGGCCGGAGAUCAGAACUCCAGCAUAGACAUGGCAGACACUCCAAACAGGCGACCUUCCAUCAACACAGAAAACGAGGAUCUUUUCAAUGCGCACGACUUCGACAUUAAAAUUGAACUCGACUUUCCUUUGCCAGAUAAUCGCCCGGCAUCAGCGACCCCUAAAGCAACGAAUCACAAUAAACAAAACGCACCCAGACGCUCUUUAAACCUCGAAGACUACAAGAAACGGCGGGGUUUAAUUUAAUACACUCUCAAUAAACACCGUCUCACGUGUUGAUCUGCGAACAUUUGAUUGUUCGUACAUACUCAAUGCAUCGUACGUAAAAGAUGGAUUGACGAUGUAAGAACAUAUUUUAGUAUAAAUGCCAACACACAAAAGCGAGGCUGACGUGCACAGCAUAAGACAGACGUCCUGUGCUUCCUUUUAACCCGGGAGAUUCUUGCCACCAGAACCUAUCACAAAUUUUCCCUGAAUGUUUCGCUUUUUUCUCAGUGAUUUUUACCUUGUAAAUAAAGUCAGUUUCUGCCCUAUCCUAUCCAUGCACAUGUCAUUGUCGUGUUUAUUGUACAAAAUAAGCUGUGUCUUUGAAGGGAACGUUUGCCCACAGCGGUAUUUCAAGCGUUAUUAGGUUUUGCCUGAUUUUACUGCUUUUCAAGCAAGUCUUGUUGGUUACCGCUCUGUGUGAACGUACCCUUUGUGAACCUGAAGUAGAGGUUAUAUAGUUUAGGUCGGAUCAUAGUUAAAAACCUUGUUGAUGAAGAAACUAAUUUAGUCGUGAGAUAUUUAUUGAAUUGAUGUACUAUUAAAGUGGGGGUUGUGUAUUACAAUAAAAGGAGCUUUAGCUGUGAAUGUGAUUGCAACAGUGCAUACUUCAUGCAUAUUGUUAGGUUACGUCAUCACGGAAUAGUCGAGCGUAGUCGUACAAGCGGCGGCACCCGAAUACCAACGACUACGACUCGAAUGGUGGCGCAAGCAACCAUAGGUCAUAACACUGACAUAGGUCUGUGUGCCACAGUAAUGUUUUAGAACUUCAAUAUUCUGUAUUUUCACCCGAAAUGCACGAAUUUUGUUCGUCAUUAUCACAGCUAAAGCUCCCUGAUUAGCACAAGAGUCUUCCUAAUUGUGACGUCACUAAUUGCCACAUUUUGAGAAGACUUAUAUUGUAAUCCGGGUAAGCCUUGUUGACCGGGCUUAAUUUAUUGGCAGGUUUUUAAUAGAUAGUU
Molecule: messenger RNA, 3036 nt
Organism: Dendronephthya gigantea
Lineage: Eukaryota; Metazoa; Cnidaria; Anthozoa; Malacalcyonacea; Nephtheidae
Product: RNA polymerase-associated protein RTF1 homolog
Exons: 17
Coding region: 83-2056 (657 amino acids)
Cellular component (GO): Cdc73/Paf1 complex
Molecular function (GO): DNA binding; RNA polymerase II C-terminal domain phosphoserine binding
Source: RefSeq, a predicted model, not a curated record